This is a messenger RNA of Cyprinus carpio (common carp), 1211 nucleotides long. It is a transcript of the gene unc119b, whose product is annotated as unc-119 lipid binding chaperone B. Gene Ontology annotation, cellular component: cilium. The record is from RefSeq and is a predicted model, not a curated record. NCBI's taxonomy places the organism in Eukaryota, Metazoa, Chordata, Actinopteri, Cypriniformes, Cyprinidae. Gene Ontology annotation, biological process: lipoprotein transport; nervous system development; cilium assembly. Gene Ontology annotation, molecular function: lipid binding.
CUGUCUUGUCGGCGUAGGUCUCCAAUUCUAGUGACGCGUACGCCAUCUUGCAUUCAGCGAGCGUCGAGCUCAACAGAAACGCAGUUCGCGCUCCGCCGCUAUACCGAGUUACCAAGUGAAAUUUCGGUGAGAUGAACAGUCAGAGCUCCCGCAACGAAACGGCAGCCGCCGCGCUUAACGGCUCGGAUUCAACGGCGGCGGCGGCGGCUCCCCGAGACCGCAAAACAGGAGGCGGUUUUCCGAAAAGGCUGAAAUCGCGACGAAAUCAAGUGGACCGGCGGCCUGUAACGGAGGAAGAGCUGCGGGCGCUGGAGAGACACAUCACUCCGGAUGAAGUUUUGGGACUCAGCGCAAUCACUCGCGACUAUCUGUGUAAACCAGAGGACAACAUCUACAGCAUUGACUUUACACGGUUUAAGAUCAGAGACCUGGAGACAGGGACGGUCCUUUUUGAGAUUGCCAAACCGCCACACUGUGAUCUUGAUGAGGAGGAUGAGGAAAACGGAGAGGUUGACACCAGUGCCGGGCGCUUCGUCCGUUACCAGUUCACACCUGCGUUCCUUAAGUUACGCACAGUCGGAGCCACUGUGGAGUUCACAGUUGGCGAUCGACCUGUUACCAAUUUCAGAAUGAUUGAGAGGCAUUAUUUUCAAGAUCGCCUCCUGAAGAGUUUCGACUUUGACUUUGGCUUCUGUAUCCCGAACAGCCGGAACACGUGUGAACAUAUUUAUGAGUUUCCCCAGCUCCCAGAUGACCUCAUUCGAUUGAUGAUUGAGCACCCGUAUGAGACCAGAUCAGACAGUUUCUACUUUGUGGACAACAAACUCAUCAUGCACAACAAGGCAGAUUAUGCUUACAACGGGGGCCAGUAGUGCCUCUUCAACGGGAAACCUGACGAUUGUUUGUUGGAGUGACCGUGUGGUUUUGCGUGGAAUGCAAAUAUAGGAACGCCCCUCACUACCAGCUACACACGGUGUUGUCACCACCAGCUUUACGAUCUGGCACCAUCGACCCACCCAACUGGAAAUGACCUUCCCUCAGUGAAGUUCCUGCAUUCCACAGACUGUACGCACUACUUGUGGGUUUGGCAAAAAAAGAAACGGAGCCUUUCUCCUGCGCCACACUCGACUAGCCGGAACUGAAGAAUUGUCCUGUCUUCCUGCUUCAGGAUGAGUUUUUGUUUUGCAACUUUUGUUGUCUUCCUGCACCCA